GGAGAUGAGGGAAAACGCCUUCCCCACAAGAGCGGUCAGGCCCUGGCACAGGCUGCCCAGAGAGGUGGGGGAGUCACCGUCCCUGGGGGGUUCAAAAACACGCAGACGUGGCACUUGGGGACAUGGUUUAGGAGGCCGGGGGGGUGUUGGGGUGAUGGCUGGGCUUGAUGAUCCUGGAGGUCUUUUCCAACCUUAAUGAUUCUGUGAUGUAUAUGCACCAGUGCCUCUGUUAUGUAUGCGUUUUAUGCCAAUACAUAUGCCAACGCAUGGAUUUUAUACACCCAUAGAGGUAGGCAGGUACAUACGUGCCGCUGCCCGCCUGUGCUUUUUAGACACACGUACGUGAACUCACGCCGUAACCGCGCCCGUGCGUGGAGGUGUAUAUAUACCCCCCCCCCCCCCCCGUGCCCAUAGAGCGAGGCCGGGCGGGCCGGGGGGUUCCUCCCCCGCGCGGGGCGGGGCCCCGCCCCUUCCCGGUUCCCGCCUCCCCGCCCGCCGCCGCGGGACCGUCCGGGUCCCGGGGGGGGGGUCCGAGCCCAUGGCCGGGAAGGAGCCGCUGCUGAGCGCCCUGAAAGGCGGGGUGCUGCGGCUGCGGGAGGGCGGGGGGCCCUGCACGGACGCCUCGCCGCACCUCGCCUCCCUGUGCCGGCUGCUGGAGAGCAUCCUGCGCAAGGGGCUCCGACAGCCAGCCUGGGGCUUCAGGAGACGGGAUUACUGGCACUGGCUGGAGCAGCUGCCCACGGGGGACGGUGGCGGGCCGACCCCCCUCUCCAUCAGCAUCCAGAGAGCGGGCAGCUGUGAGAAGGCACGGACGGCCCAGGGCCGCGGGCGGUACUUUCUGCGCUUGGCCCUGCAGGGGAAGGUGCUGGCGGCGGCCGUGCGGCAGCUGGCGCGGACCCCCCGGCUCCCGGAGUUUUAUGAUCCGUCGAGCUCCAUCCUCGGCAACGAAGACCUCCGGGAGCCUUUCCUCUCGCUGCUGCUGGUGCUGACAGAGAUGGAUUUCUCCCUGGACCUGCAGAAUUGCAGCUUCUUGGACGAAAGCUGGCUGCUGCCGGUCUGCAUCACUUACGAGACGGUCCCGUGCCGUGCGCUGGGGUUGGUGCUCAGGUAUGUGGACGGCCGAGUCUUUGUCACCGAGGUGCUCCCCGAGAGCCAGGCGGAGGUGGACGAGGUGGUGCUGGCCGGCGAUGUCCUCGAUGAGAUCAACGGCUGCUCACUAAGAAACGCCUACAGCGGGCAGGCCGGGGCCGUGCUGCAGAAGCUGAAGGGACAACCACUCAGCUUUCGCCUGCUGCGGUGGCGGUGGCAUGACGGGGGGGUCUACGAGCCGCUCCUGCCCUACCUGAAGGUCCUGAAGGAGAAGGAGCCCCGCUUCCAGCUCCAGCAUGGCCCCCGGCGCAGGGGCGAGGGGGACCUGCAGAGGCUGCAGGGGGGCAGGCUGCUCUACACACUGCGGUACCUGGGCCGGAUCGGCGUUGGGAAGAAUGGUGGCAAAGAGGUGCUGGACUGGGCCAUCCCCGCUGUGCUGGAGAGGCGCUUGGCAGCGCAGGAGGUGCUGUUUGAUGUGAGGGAAGCAGAAGUCCUCGUGCAGGACAAGGUGUCUUCCAAGCUCCUGUGCCGCCACCCCUACCCCACCAUCUCCUGCGUGGGACGCUGCAGGGACAGCCGCAGUUUAUUCGCCUUCUGCGUGGCCACUUCCCCGGAGAGCCCUGACAGGAGCACGUUCGACUGCCUGGUGUUUGCAUCGGGUUCUGAGCAAGAAUGCGAGGAAAUCGUCAGGAGAAUGGCUCUAGGGUUUGAGCGCACGGAGUGGUUCGUCUGAUACGGGAGAGCCCAGGCGGCGCCACGGCGGCACCCCGACGGGACAGGCCCCACACCACACCCCGGCUGGCCUCGUGGAGGGGAGCGCCGGGAACGCCGACGGCCUCCCAGCGAGCGUGCCAAGGGCCAGCAUCGCCCCAGCGCCUGCUCUCUGGUGGGAGCGGUGCUGUCCUCCCUCCUCAAGCGCCAUGGCGCUCGUGGUUGAACUGAAAUAAAUCAAGACGAGCUCGCUCAACCACUUCCCUGCGCGACUCUUCCGUGCCAACCCCAGCCUUACUGGCGCAGCCGGUUCUGGAGGAGUGGGGAGAGCCGCCCGGCCCUGCCAUUCACAUGUUAAUUACCUGCCUUUCGGAUGGAGCCCGAGCAGCUUCCCUCUGCCUUGUCCUAAGGAAGUGCCGGCAAAGCCAGACCUGGCUUAGCAGAGACAGAGAGAGGUAUUCCUAAACGCAGGUUUGAGUAUAAUCCCGUUUCAUCAGAAAAGCUGAGGGGGGAGCUGAGAACCCUCCUGAGCACCCAGCAGCCCUCCAGGCGCAGGCUGCCAUCCUCAGCCCGGCCUGAGGCAGCUCCCACAGGCCACAGCCAGACGCAGCUCAAGGACAAGCUGGACCAGUCACACCACUUCAAAACAAACUUCCCUGACUCUGCUGGAAAGGAGAGGGGGGAAAAAAACACCACUUCCUUCUUGAGCUGGAUCUAACAGCUGACCUGGGUAAGCAGUCCAGCUUUAUGAAAAGCCCCAAAGUCUGCCUAGGCCUGCCCAUCCGGCUGUUCCUCCUCUGCCCCACAGCUGCAGGGCUCAGCACUGCUCUCACCAGUCAGGAGCGGUGACUCAAGCUCCAGCCGCCUACCGGGGUGGCCGUGGCCUGCACCAGAGCAGCAGCCCCGGCUCGUGGGCACCUACCACUGACCUGCCAGAGCCAGGAGGAGGAAGCGCCCUCAAGCCCGUACACACCAAAUGACAAAGACUCCUCGCAUGUGAAUGUAAAACAUUUAAUUUAAAAAUGUUGACACUACAAUAUAUAAAAUAGCUAUUAUAAAUGCACAUAGUGUAUUCUAUAGCUGCCAGGUUUACUUUUUUUUUUUUAGGAAACUGUAAGUUA
This is a messenger RNA of Phalacrocorax carbo (great cormorant), 2921 nucleotides long. NCBI's taxonomy places the organism in Eukaryota, Metazoa, Chordata, Aves, Suliformes, Phalacrocoracidae. The record is from RefSeq and is a predicted model, not a curated record.